AUGAGAAAUACCUGGUUGAAUCCUCAAAUCUGGCGGGAACUCGGGUAUGAUAUAAGAGUCGUCUUCCUCCUUGGAAACCCGGGUGAUAUCGAUUUGUCAGCGGAAACACGCGUACAUGAGGAUGUUCUUAUCCUCGACUUUACCGAAUCACACUAUAAUUUACCCUUCAAGGAUAAAGCGUUCUUACAGUUCUUUGCGGAAAACUGUUCUCAUGCUGAUUUUCUUUUCAAGGGCGACGAUGAUAUUUUUCUCCGACCCGAAAAGUUUGUCAAGAUUUUUGAAGAAAUAGAAGAUGACGAAGCUAUAGGAUGCUGCCAUGCUAGAAGAAUUGAUCUGAAAUCGGAAAAUGCUGGCUACCCCGAAGAUCAAAGCCUUUGCGAAGGAAGCAGAGUUCCAGAGCCAGUUCGUGAUCCGACAUCUAAAUAUUUCAUCCCUCGGCAAUUUGUCAAUAUACGUUCACACACACUCAUUGGACUGGAGUCUGGAGCGAUGCUGAUGCUUGGUGGAUACAACAUUGAGGGAUUUCUGUCAAACGAUUACGAGGGAUCUACCAAAGACAUUUGGCUGCUUAAAGAUAAAAUUUGGACGCAAAUUGGCGUUCUGAACGAGUAUUGUGAAGAUGGCUCAGCAUUGAAGAUUGAUGAUUACAUCUACCUUGUCUCUGGCGGAAUAAAAGAUUCGAAUGGCCUCUACCCAGUUGAACGAAUCAAAAUUGUCAACGACGAAGUCAUCCACACAAAGGUCAUCGGGGGACACGAGUUUCGCAGCGAAGCUCCAGUUAUUUUCGAAGCAUCUGCUAAUUUUUGCGUGUAA
This is a messenger RNA of Oikopleura dioica, 813 nucleotides long. The record is from the annotation of a GenBank genome assembly. Lineage: Eukaryota; Metazoa; Chordata; Appendicularia; Copelata; Oikopleuridae.